AUGUUCGGCGGCGGAGGAGGGAGUGUUUAUUGGGGGAGGAGGAGGAGGGAAUUCAAAGGGAUUGUGGUGAUAUUCGCUUGGGUUUCCGCUCACCCUGGGGAUUUGAGGAGCCUUGUCGAUUUGUAUUCCUCUCUCGGUUGGAAUUCUCUCGUUUCCCAUGCCGAUUUCCUCACCGCGUUUUAUCCCGAGAGAGCCAUUUCGUUGGCGUUUCUUCUCCUCAGUGAACUUGUCCAGGAGCUAAGGGUUCGGCCAUGUCCAGUUGUCUUUGUGGCUCUUUCUGGUGGUUCAAAAGCUUGCAUGUCCAAGGUUUUUCAGAUCAUCCAAGGUUCUUGUGAAGGUCAUCUUAACCUGGAUGAAAGUCGUUUAAUCGGAAACUGCUUUUCUGGCCAUAUCUAUGAUUCUAGCCCAGUAGACUUUACGAGUGAUUUGGCUGCCCGGUUUGCUCUUCCAGCCAUUCAGAAAAUGCCCGGCCCGUCAAAACUCAUGUCUUGGUUUGCAAAAGGGGUCACUUCUGGUCUUGAUGGUUUGUACCUUACCAGGUUUGAGUACCAACGAACACAGUAUUGGCAGAAUCUGUACUCAUCAGUUGAGUUAGGAGCCCCAUACCUGAUUUUAUGCUCAGCUGAUGAUGAGGUUGCAUCUUGCAAUGUUAUCUGUGAAUUCAAACAUAAACUACAAGUACUUGGCGCUGAUGUUGCACUUGUGAAGUUGAAUGCUUCUCCUCACCUAGGUCAUUACAAGUAUCAUCCAACCCCGUACAGCACAGCAGUGACCAAUUUGCUAGAGAAGGCCACAUCAGUUUAUUGCCAAAGAAUCCAACAACUCCAAGAGGGACUAAAGAUGGAUGGUAUGCAUCACCAAAUAUCCAAUUUAGUAUGCGACCUUCAGCAAGUGGCAGUCGACUCAAAUGAAGGAUUAAGAAGAGUACCGCCGGUUCUGCCCAAUGAUGACUUCUUUGGACAAAGUUCUUCCAAAGACCAGAAUAAUAAAGAGUCAGAAUCUCCACAAGAUGAAAGGAAAGAGAACUCCUCUAUAAACCUGAGCAGCCCCCCCAGGAUAAGCCCUCAUGGUGUUCUUGGCCAAGUGCUGUUCGAUGCUUGUGUUCCCAAGUAUGUGGAUGGAUGGGAUAUUAGGUUUUCUGGAUGCCUCAAUGGACAACCUGUUGCUUCUGCAAGUAAGCGCUCUCAUCUGCAGGCCUUGAAACGCUUCCGCCGCUCGAGAUUAUAG
Linum trigynum is the source of this 1227-nucleotide messenger RNA. The record is from the annotation of a GenBank genome assembly. Lineage: Eukaryota; Viridiplantae; Streptophyta; Magnoliopsida; Malpighiales; Linaceae.